Molecule: messenger RNA, 1426 nt
Organism: Tauraco erythrolophus (red-crested turaco)
Lineage: Eukaryota; Metazoa; Chordata; Aves; Musophagiformes; Musophagidae
Source: RefSeq, a predicted model, not a curated record
GGUAAACCAAGAAGAUGGUGUGGAGGAGGGAACCAGCGAUGUGCAGAAUGGCCAUUUGGAUCCAAGCGCCGACUGCCUCUGUCUCGGCAGGACCGUUCAGAACCGAGACCAGAUGAGAGCCAACGUCAUCAAUGAAAUCAUGAGCACGGAGCGCCACUACAUCAAGCACCUCAAGGACAUCUGCGAGGGUUACUUAAAGCAGUGCCGGAAGAGGAGGGAUAUGUUCAGUGAUGAACAGCUAAAGAUCAUCUUCGGUAACAUCGAAGAUAUCUACAGAUUUCAGAUGGGUUUUGUCCGGGACUUGGAGAAACAGUACAACAAUGAAGACCCCCAUCUUAGUGAAAUUGGACCAUGUUUCCUUGAACACCAAGAUGGCUUCUGGAUCUAUUCGGAAUACUGUAACAAUCAUUUGGAUGCGUGCAUGGAGCUUUCCAAGCUGAUGAAAGACAGCAGGUACCAGCAUUUCUUCGAAGCGUGUCGUCUGUUGCAGCAGAUGAUUGACAUUGCCAUAGACGGUUUCCUUCUGACGCCGGUGCAGAAGAUCUGCAAGUACCCUCUGCAGCUGGCGGAGCUGCUGAAGUACACCGCGCAGGACCACAGCGACUACAGGUAUGUGGCUGCUGCUCUCGCCGUCAUGAGGAACGUGACCCUACAGAUCAACGAGCGGAAGCGGAGAUUGGAGAACAUUGACAAGAUAGCUCAGUGGCAGGCCUCCGUUCUGGACUGGGAGGGAGACGAUAUCUUGGACCGCAGCUCAGAGCUGAUCUACACGGGAGAGAUGUCCUGGAUUUACCAGCCUUAUGGACGGAACCAGCAGCGUGUUUUCUUUCUCUUUGAUCACCAGAUGGUUCUCUGCAAGAAGGAUCUGAUACGAAGAGAUAUUCUGUAUUACAAAGGUCGCAUAGACAUGGAUAAAUAUGAAGUGGUGGAUAUAGAAGAUGGGAGAGAUGAUGACUUCAAUGUCAGCAUGAAGAAUGCCUUCAAACUUCAUAACAAGGAGACUGAGGAAAUGCACUUAUUCUUUGCCAAGAAACUGGAGGAGAAGUUACGAUGGCUUAGAGCUUUCAGAGAAGAAAGGAAGAUGGUAAAAGAAGAUGAAAAGAUAGGCUUUGAAAUUUCUGAAAAUCAAAAGCGGCAAGCGGCAAUGACAGUAAAGAAAGUCAGUAAGCAAAAAGGUGUGAGCUACUCCAAGUCGGUUCCUCCAGCCUACCCACCACCCCAGGAUCCAUUAAAUCAGGGACAAUACAUGGUGACAGAUGGCAUAUCCCAGUCCCAGGUCUUCGAGUUCACCGAACCCAGACGCAGCCAGGCACCAUUCUGGCAAAACUUCAGCAGGUUAACACCAUUCAAAAAAUAAUACCUAGAGAGAUGGAGAAUUUUAACUUAAAAGAACUAAAAUUUAAAAAUAAAAAUAAAUAAAAUUAUA